AUGGCUAUGUCAGCAGCUCCCCCGCACUCUCUCCUCCUCAAAAAACCCAACCACAGAACCACCGCAACAACCCAAUUCACAGGCUUUCAAAUCAACCCAUCACGCGCUGCCACCACCACCUACAAACCCAUAUCAAUCACUUGUUCAACCACCACCCCACUCCAAGAUCGCCCCGCCGCCACCUCCCAAUCCUCAGAUCGCGUCUUUAAUUUCGCCGCCGGCCCCGCCACCCUCCCCGAAAUUGUCCUCAAGAAAGCUGAAUCUGAGCUCUACAACUGGCGUGGCUCGGGUAUGUCCGUCAUGGAGAUGAGCCACAGAGGCAAGGAAUUUCUCUCUAUAAUUCAGAAAGCGGAGUCAGAUCUGCGUGCCCUCCUUGAUAUUCCGUCGGAAUACGCCGUGCUCUUCCUCCAAGGUGGUGCCACCACCCAAUUCGCCUCUGUCCCGUUGAAUCUUUGCAACCCCGAUGAUCCGGUUGAUUAUAUUGUCACCGGGUCUUGGGGCGAUAAGGCUUUCAAGGAAGCGACCAAAUUCUGCAAACCCACUGUGAUUUGGUCAGGUAAAUCGGAGAAAUAUACAAAGAUUCCUGAUUUCGAUGCCUUGGAACAAAACCCGUCUGCCAAGUAUUUGCAUAUAUGCACAAAUGAGACCAUUCACGGGGUUGAAUUCAAGAACUAUCCAACCCCCAAGAACAAAGAUGCGAUUUUGAUUGCUGAUAUGUCGUCGAAUUUUUGUUCAAAGCCAGUGGAAGUGAGCAAAUUUGGGGUGAUCUAUGCGGGUGCGCAGAAAAAUGUUGGUCCUUCUGGGGUGACUAUUGUUAUUAUCAGGAAAGAUUUGAUUAGAAAUGCACAGCCAACCACUCCUGUGAUGUUGGACUACAAGAUUCACGCUGAGAACAAUUCAUUAUACAAUACGCCUCCUUGUUAUGGUAUUUAUAUGUGUGGGUUGGUGUUUGAAGAUCUGUUGGCACAAGGUGGUUUGGUUGAGAUUGAGAAGAAGAACAUCAAGAAGGGUCAGCUUCUUUAUGAUACAAUUGAUCAGAGCAAUGGGUUCUAUAGGUGCCCCGUUGAGAAAUCUGUGAGGUCAUUGAUGAAUGUUCCGUUUACAUUGGAGAAGUCUGAAUUGGAGGCUGAGUUUAUUAAGGAGGCGGCGAAGGAGAAUAUGGUGCAGCUCAAGGGACAUAGGUCGGUUGGAGGGAUGAGAGCUUCGAUAUAUAAUGCUAUGUCAUUGGCUGGAGUUGAGAAGUUGGUUGCUUUCAUGAAGGAUUUCCAGGCAAGGCAUGGUUGA
Ilex paraguariensis (yerba mate) is the source of this 1284-nucleotide messenger RNA. NCBI's taxonomy places the organism in Eukaryota, Viridiplantae, Streptophyta, Magnoliopsida, Aquifoliales, Aquifoliaceae. The record is from the annotation of a GenBank genome assembly.